AUGGAUCUGCGUGCUCGACAAUAUUUAUCAAAAGCUCAAGAGAAAACAGAUCCUGUGUCUCUGAGGAAGGCAUAUGAUCUGAUCAGAGUUUCAGUUCAGUCUGUGUCUGAUGGCAGAUCAGUUCUGUCUGAACUCUGUGUGCUGUGUGCAGAACAGUCUCUACAGUUGGGCUGUCGUGAAAUCGCACAGGACUGUCUAAUGAUGUAUUUCGAAGGGAGACCUCCAGCAAAUCAGUUCCUGUGUCGUGCGUAUCUAUGCCAGGCGCAGCUCAUCUCUCCGUACGCCAUUACCACAGCGGAGGACUUGGAUAAAGCUGUGAUGUAUUAUCUGAAGGCCAUUGAGAUUGCUAAAGAGAAGCCCAGAUACCAUUUCUUGGUGUUCAACGCAUCGCUGUUGUACCUCCAGAGUGUCAGGAUGUUCCUCAGGUCUGGUCAACGUCAGCUUCUGGUGUCUUCUCUCACAAAGGUGCUCAAUGCUCUAGAGGAGGUUCAGGAUGCUGAUCACACAUGGAGAGCUGAACUCAUGCUACACCUGGUUGAAUGUCUGCUCGAUGCCGGGCAGGUGAAGGAAGCAGCCAGUUUGUCAAAGGUCGCCUCCGAUUUUAUAGAGUCUCAUAAACUAGAGCUUCAUCCCAGGCUUUUCUCUAUACAGGUUCGACACAACCUCAUAGAUGUUUCUGAAAUGUUGAAUGAAGGAAAUCCCAAACUGAUUGUGACCUAUAAGAUUCAGAAGCUUAAACAUAUGGUUGAGGUUAAUAAAAGAAGAGAUGAUUUGGCCACACUAAAGGAGAUUUUUCUGCUGCUGACCCAGUCAUCAGAACCCCAAGAACCCAACACCCAAAGCUCCGGUUCCCCGUCCAACAUUGACAACUCUACUCCUCAACCCGAAGCGAAAAGCCGAAGCUCUAGUGGUCCCCCUAAUAUCCCUGGCUCUAGCCUCACACUUGAUAUUGAGAGCUCUAAUUCUCCUCAAAACACCCAGAACUUCAGUUCUUCACCCAGUACCCCUGACUCUGGCCCUCCGCCUGAUAUUAACAGCUCAAAUGAUCCGCAAAACACCCAGAGCUCCAGUCCUCCACCCAACACUGACAGUUCUAGUCCUGUUCUGGAUCACAGCUCUUCCAUGCCUCUGAGUGACAGGAGGAUUGUGUUGUUGUUGGAGUUGGCGUUCCUCUCGCUGCAGUUACAGCAACACCAGCUGGCAUCCGACUGCCUGAAGGAGCUCAGAGCUGCAAAUGUCACCGUCGGUCAGCGCAUAAUGAUGGAGUGUGUGCAGUGUGAGCUCGACCUUCAUAAGCAGAGAGACAGAAUUGAGAAUUACUCCAGAUCCAGUGUGGUGCUCCAGUUGAGUGUAAUCGGCCGGUUGGAUGUGUUACUGCAGACGGCACUGAAGCACGGAGACUCUCGGGUGACUCAAGCGGUCUGUGCGUCUCAGUGGAACACCUGUAUGCCUCUCCUGCAACACAACCUCAAAAAGAGAAUCCAAAAACCUCUCCUAAACAUCUCACGAGCGCUGGAGAGCACAGACAGUAUGCUGGUGGAUGUGUUGUGUCAAGUUCACGCUGAGCUGGCCGUUAUUGAAGAAGAGGAUGAAAAGCUGGAGAGCGCCAUGAAACAUCUUCGGAAAGCUCUUGAGCUGGAUCAGAGGGGACAUCACUGCCAGCAUCUGUCCUCGUCUUUACACCUCCUGCAGCUGCGCUCUUCUCCCCACUGCACACCUGCACGCCUGGAGGACCGCGCUGCCAAACUCAUACAACAGGCUAAGGAGGACAAAGGCCAUGAGACUAUGAAAAAGCGGCGCCCCCUGCUGGUUAGUGCUGGAAUCACACUGGCACCUGAUGCGUUCCAGGUGGUCUUAGAUGCCGACAGUAAAAUGGAAGUUUCUUCUAGUAGUGAAGCACAAGGACGUCUGGCACACCUCGCUGCUAAAGCCCAACAACAUGCCAGCUGCGUUCAGAAGGUCAAAGGUCAUUUGACUGGACUUGACAAGAACACCGAUGACGGAGAGAGGGUGAAAUUAUGGGCGUCACUGGCCAAGAUCGCCCGAAAACAAGAGGUUUUUGAUGUAUGUCGGGCAGCCUGUCGCUUUUGCCUGCUUUACGAUGAUGGACGAUGGACAAACCGAGGUGACCAUAAGAAUGGGGCGAGUCCAGUGCAGAGAAACCAGAAAGAGCAGAACACAAAUGGAGAACUGUUACGUCUGCUAGCUGAGGUCCAUUUCAUCAAUGCUGAGGUAACCAUCCUUAAACUGCGCUCUGAGGGGGUGGAGCUGAAUGGCUCUGCUGUACCACCUGAUGAAAGAGUGACACUCUCACCUGAGGACGAUGCCCACUGGAACCUGUACAGUGACUGGAUCAAAGAUUUGUCAGUUUAUGUCACAGUUAGCUUCCUGCGAGGGGCGGAGCUUGGGGCGGAGCUUGGUGAAGCGUGGUUGGUGGCUAACGCGGCUGUUUAUCUGUGGAACUACAACAGCUGGCUGCUGGCCACUAGAGGACAUCGACUUCUGCUGCCCACAUUCAGCCGCUUGCUAGAACUCCUCAGGCAGACUGGGCAUGCUGGUGAGGUGGUUCUUGUGGUCAUGCUGUGUGACGCUGUGGCUCAGGGACUCAUCCAGCCCUGGUGUCAGACAUCAGUGAGAUCCGAUCAGGAGUCACAGGACAAAGAGAAGGUGCAGCUGCCAGCUGACAAGACGAAGAAAGCACGGGGAAAACCUGCAGAGAAAUCGGGCUCUUCUCACGGCCUGCCGUUUGACUCUGCUGCAGUGCAGGACAUGAGGAAAGCUCUGGAGGUGUGUGUGUACGCUCUACAUCUGUCCAAUGGGAACACAGAGCCGGUACCCAUCAUAGUGAGGAAGCAGCUGAUCAGCACUUGGGUCUCAAUUAAACAACUGCUUCAACAGCAGAUCGGACUGAAACUGGACAUAAACGAUGAGGGUAACAAUGAGGCAGUGACUUCGAUGUCCCGUGUGCUGGUUGCAGUGGAGAUGCUACAGUGUAACAGUAACUCCAGAAUGAUGGAGUUCACACUGCCUAGUCUAACUGUGUUGGCGCAGAUGGCAGGGGGCUGUCAGUGGACCGACUCUGUUGUGGAGUUGUAUGUAUGGACUCAGCUCGCUCUUUUCGCUCAUCAGACACAUGAUCACGACCUCAUCAUGUCUUGUACCCAUAACGCACUGCGGCUGGAGCAGAACGCAACUCACCAAGUAAAGACGACAGCUCAAACUCUGUUCAGUGUGUGUUCAGUUCAGGAGAUGCUGAGCAGAACUGCGUGUGUCAGAGGUCAGAGUUUGAUUCAUAAGGCCAAAGGUCAUCACAGCAGUUAUAUGGAGGGUCUCCACAUGCUGCAGUCCAGUGUCAGUUAUGCAGAGCAGGCAGACAGCUGGUCUCUGUGUGUGACUGCAGCUGGUCAAUACUGGAACGCCUGUCUGCCUCUAUUGGAUGUGAGACAGGUCAGACGACUGCUCAGAGAACCACUGGAGCUCAUCCUGAAGGCCAUGAGCCGAACAUACUCCAAACAAACUCCUGGAAAAAGGAAACGCGUUUCUGGAGUGAAGGAUACUGGACCUUUGACGGAAGCUUUGAAUUCUACAAAUGCUGGUACUCUCGAUGAUGAUCUAAAGUUGUGGGCAUCCAUGUAUAAUGUGCUGCUGUACAUUCAUACAGACAGUAGUGACUGGAAGAAAGGUCUACAGGUGCUGGAUGAGGCUGUGAGAGAGAUGCCGCGCUCCACACAUAAACUGCUUGUGUUGAAGCAGCGUGUUCUGGUUAAAGCGCGUUUGGGUGAAAGUGUUGAUGUGGACAUGCAGCGGAUCAGUGAUGAGGACGAGCUCGUCUGCUCUCGUAUGUGGCAGCGUGCGGCACGCUGUGCUAACAACAAACCGCAACAGCUGACCUGCUAUCAGAACGCCAUAACAACACUACUGGAUUCUGCCAGUGUUUGGCUGAAGGUGGACUUCCUCCUGGAGUUCGGAGAGUGGCUGUAUUUCACUCAUUUCCCUGUAAUUGACGCUCGGCUGCAGAUCGAGUGUGCGGUAGACAUCCUGCUCUUCACCAGUGCAGACACACAGCAGAGCGCUGAGGUUUCCGUAGAGACUGGUGGUGUGACACCGGUGGAGCAUCCACUCGGACCAGGUGUGUCAGGUGUGAAGUUUGAGGUGUGUUUGUCUGAUGUGAGGGAGAUCGGCCGUUUAGAGCGUUUGUUCAGGGCUCACACACUGCUGGCACUAUUGGAGGAUAGAACUUCACCCAAACACCAGCAGCACCUGCUCACGGCCUACAGCUUCACACUACACAUCUGGAAGGUAUCUUUAGAAACUGCACAGGAAGUUACGAAAGAGAUGUUGAGUAGUCGUUCAGCAGCUGAUCAGCCUGUGUGCUCGUCCAGCUCCAGAAAAGACAAACAGAGACCAGAUGACAAGAACGUUAAACAGGUGAAAACCUCUCCAGUUGAGGAGAAACCCAGAGGAAAAGCUCCAGAAAUAUCUCUUCCCAUCAGCCCAGAGCAGUGGGCGCAGUUUGAGUGUCCAGAAGAAAUCCGACAGGCGUUCGGUUACAACACCAGCCCGUACGGCAUCAGCAGCACGACCCUCAGUUUGCAGAGUCGCACUCUGUUUUAUUUGGAUGUGUUGGUGAGAGAGUUGGAAUCUGUCUCAUUGAUACCGUUGACCUUUGCCCCUCUCCACUUGGCGGAGGUCAUCGCCCAUGACCUCAUUGAGAGCAAGAGUCACUCUGACCUCUACCGCCUCAGAAUCAUCAGGAACUGUCGUGAUCUUGGGUUUGAGUCUUUAUCUCCAUACAGUGAACAGCUGCUGAGUUUGACCCUCAUUUCUGAGGACGAGCUAAUGCGGUGCCACAAAGCCAUAAUUUCUCAGAGAAACAGAUCUGAGAUACAUGAGAAAUCAUUCUCAGAAGGUGAUUGGAGUAGAACGCCACUGACGAUUCGCAGCACUCUUGAUCUGUGGUUGGAGAAAGCUGAUGUGUGUCUCAGUUUGAGUCUGUAUCAGUCUGCCAGAGUCCUGCUGACUCAAGCUCACCUGUCGGCCAAGGAACUUGGUGAUCAGACAUCAUUGGCUAAGAGCUUACACCUUCUGGCCGUUCUGGCCAAUCAGGAGAAGCGGUCCGGUCAGGCUCUGGUUCUGUUGCAGCAGGCGCAGGAGAUCGGUGGAGAUGAGCAGUUCUGGUAUCUGCUGGUUCAGACGCUGCUCACAGCUGUAGUGGAACAGAGACAAGACGACGCUUAUGAACAGGUGUGUGAGAUUACGCAACAGGCCUGUAGAUCCCUCACAUCAGUUGUAGAGCAGAGACUGAACCGAGCUCUGGUCCUGCGCUUCUUCAGAGCGUCACUGGAGAGCAGGGCGGCAGUUUUACUUCAGCGUGUGUUGAAUCCUGACGGUCGCAGCUGCGGGGUGACUGACGCAUCUGUAGAGAUGUUUGCAUCAGUGUGCAACAUGCUCAAACAUGCUGCAUCUGAACUGCUGCUGCUGGGAUACAGGACACAUGCUGCGGAGGCCACGCUAACACACGCCAACACACUGAGAAUCUUGGCUGUUCGUACUGCGAGUGAAGAGGAGAAACAGCGGCACCUUCUGGAUGCGCUCUAUCUCCUGCAGAAGGCUGUUUCUAUACAGGAGGAUGUUGUGACGGAUGUUAUGAAUGUUCUGCCACCUCAUGAGUCCAGUUGGCAUGGCCUCCCUGUGGUGCGUGUGUGUGUGCGUCUGAGACUGGCCCUAGCUGAUCUGGCUCUGCUGAUGUUGGAGAUCCAGUGUGCAGAGGAGCAAAGAAGAACCAUCGCUCGAGAGAGGAAGUCUUCAGUGGAGAGAGCUGUGGAGGAGUUCAUGAGGAGCACCACUGAUCUGAGUGAUCAAGAGAGGGAGUGGUGUGAUGUAGGCCGGUCUCUGGGUCAGACUGUUUUGACUCACCUCACCGCUGUCAAUUCUCUCUCGCUGGACUGUGAGGAGACCAGGGCUCAAUCACUCGGCAUGAUGGGAAGGUGCUUGAGAAUUUUAGCUCAGCAGAGAGAUCCGCUGUACCCGUCCACACUGUGGGACGAACCAAUCAAGGAUGAAGAGGAGAUGCAGAGAAAAGAAGAAGAGGAAGAAGAAUGCAGCACAAAUCCAGAGAGAAAUGAAACGGAGACAAAACAAUAUGAUGGCAAAUGUACAGAGCUGCAGAAUGGCAGGAGAGCAGCACAGCGUCUGUUUGCUCAGGCCAGUGAAACACUCGUUCAGUCUGUGAGUCUGUGUCUACAGCACGAUCUUCCUCAUCUUCUUCCUCACGUGUGCUCAGAUCUGCUCGAGUGCCACGGACAGUUUGAACCCAGCGCCAGCGGGCAGUACCUUGCCCUGCUCCAGAGCGGCGUGGUCUGUGUUGACAUGUCCAGCGUGCUGCAUGCGGUCUGCAGCGGUGUCAGUGAGUCGCAGCUGUGUGCCCUGAUGAACCUGCGGAGGAACCUGCUGUCUGCACACGCUCACCGACCAAACGCACUGCUGACCGCAGUGAACCGAGAGCUCAUCGCUCUCUCAAAGGCCUGCGGUCACCUGACCAUAAACCCAAAUCACCUGAGAAUUCUGGGAGAAAUACCAUCUAACUUCAAGAUCCUGCUGCUACAACACUCAAAUGAAGGUUGUGUGCUGUAUGCAGGUAUAUAUGAGCAGGUGAAAGCGGCAGAGACUCAGAGAGGGAAGAGCUCCACAGAUGGUCUGAUCUGCUCUAAAGUGGUCAAGAGCUAUGUUCAACACUCAGAUCUUCUGCAGCUCCACAAACACCUGCAAGAUUUCAAACGUCUGAACGCAAAGACACGCCUGAAAGAGUCGCGCCACCGUGACAGUGAGAUCUGCAAACAGGCGGAAUGUAAAGAUGAAGAGCUGGACUCUGUUUUCAGAACUCUGGUUGAGCAAAUGGAGAAUUACCUGCAUCCUGUUCUCUCACAGCUUGACUUUUCAUGCUUUAGCUCGCGCACUCCGUCCAUCUCCACCUCCUCAUCAGCUCGUGCCAAAGACAAGGACGAUAAAACUGCUAAUAAACCUCUGCCCGAUGCUGGUGUGUGUGUGGUGAUUUUAGCUGACAGGUUGCUGUUGGAGCUUCCGUUAGAAGCGUUGUCUGUUCUCCAGGCGAAUGGUAUCACCUCAGUGUCGCGAGAUUUCUCUCUGCAGGUUCUUCAUGCACGUCUGCAGAUGGAUGAAGCAGUUGAAAGUGACAAUAAAAAGGAAGCCAAAGGUGUCCGAGCAGUGAAGGGGAAAGGUGAUCAAAGUCGGAGCAUCAAAGUGGUACCCGUCAAUCGAGUUCUGCCCGCGCACACCAUCCCAGUGGACAAACACAAGUUCAGAUAUAUUGUAAAUGAACAGGAGGGCGAUGAUGGAAAAAAUUCUGAGUGGAGCAGCCCAGCGGAGAUCAUGAGGAGGAUCCUCGACACAUACAAGACACAAUUUACACCUCUGUGGGAAGGAUUCAUGGGUGACGAGCGCACACACAGUCUUGCGGAUCUCGAGCAGAUGCUGAUCUCCUGUGGCUCUUUCAUCUACUCUGGGACCAAGAACUUCCUCUCCUGCGUUCCUCCUUCCAAACUGGCCACCCUCAACAUGUCCGGAUGUCAGAUGGUUUUUCUCUUUGACUGCGGUCACAAAAGCAUCCUGGAAAAGAGUAAUUCACAGUGGCCAUUAGAACAUUCGGUCGGGUCAGCAUAUCUGUUCACUCUCAGCGGUGUUCAUUCUGUUUCGCUCAACCAAUGGCACAGCAGCGCCACAGCCAACGCGCAAAACAUGCAUUCACUCAUGGAGAAUCUUCUGAAAGUAGGACUGACAUCGGGACAGUCGGUUCGUGCUUUGCAGACACGUACAUCAGAAAACAAAGACCUCAGUGGAAAACCAUCCAUCCUGACAGUGGACGAGAUUUUACCUGAGGACUGUGAUAAAAUCCAGAGAAAAUCACCUCUGAGCCUGACUGCUUUAAAUUUUGUUAUUUAUGGACUUCCUAAUUUAGUGGUUACAUGAACAUCUAGAUGUAGAUUUGAUUUAACACAUUUCAGAUAGCAUUGCUUACAAUUAAAUAAUAGUUGCAUGGCCUCUGGUGACAAACUCUA
This is a messenger RNA of Myxocyprinus asiaticus (Chinese sucker), 8075 nucleotides long. RefSeq names its product cilia- and flagella-associated protein 46. The record is from RefSeq and is a predicted model, not a curated record. The coding region runs from base 1 to 7986 and encodes 2661 amino acids. Gene Ontology annotation, biological process: axoneme assembly; cilium movement involved in cell motility. Lineage: Eukaryota; Metazoa; Chordata; Actinopteri; Cypriniformes; Catostomidae. The transcript is spliced from 60 exons. Gene Ontology annotation, molecular function: protein binding.